AAUAUACACGUAGUCGUCAAUUGAGCAGAGCCAGUUCAAGCUCAUCCCAUUUUAUGGAAUAGAAAAUAACAAAAAGUAGCACGAAUUUUAGUUUAAACCUAACGAACCGUGUUGACAUGAAGUAUACAAACAAACAUUAUUUAGCUUAACAACGAUCUUCACCAUUUAUGCCGGGAACGAACAUGGUAUUUGCAGUGAAGUGGUACAUUGCCUUCUUUUUUGCUGCUUCAAUUUUUGUAAUGUCGUGUAGUGGCCAUGGCAGACUGGUCGAACCACCCAGUAGAGCAUCAGCUUGGCGUUUUGGAUUUCAAACACCACCAGACUAUAAUGACCAUGAACUAUACUGCGGAGGGCUUAGCCGGCAAUGGCAAAGAAACGGCGGUAAAUGUGGAGAAUGUGGAGACGCGUGGGAUGUUCCAGAACCACGACCCCACGAAUAUGGUGGCCACUGGCGAAAAGGCUUAAUUGUGCGAAGCUAUUUGCCUGGAUCUCAAAUGACGAUUCGUGUAGAAUUGACAGCUAGUCAUAUGGGAUAUUUUGAGUUUCGAAUAUGCCCAAAUCCAAAUGCUAAGCAGUCAUGCUUGGAUAAAAAUGUAUUGUCAAUUCUUAAUGGAUCUCCUUCUCAGCCAAAUAAAUCAGAUCUAGAUAACCGAUUUUAUCCUCGGAACGGAAGUUGCAUAUAUGAAAUUUUGGCACUGUUACCAGAUUCUUGAACUUCGAGGACGGAAAUCUGGUGGCGAAAUGCAGAUCCCGGAACACCAACAUCGGGAACUGCAAGACGACGGUCGGCGCCACUUUCUGCAAAGACCUGCAGAAUGGCACUUGCGCUCAGCAGAUAAUUUCCGGGGACUUUGGACACUGCUCUACAUUUCCCGGCCACCUGGAUUCGGUGACCAUUGUGGAUCACGGCACUAUCAUUGUGAAUGAUGCCAACGUGACCAUAACCGACAGCCAAGGGAAAGACCAGAAAGUGUCGGGUACCUACCUGGUAACAUACACCGAAAAGGUAGCCCUCAAUGGGACUGCUGUGUCGGUCAUCGCCUCUGUAAAUGUCACGACUCAUCAGAAUAGGUUAAGCCUUCCACUUCUCCACGAACUAAGUCUGAGGAACCUUCAGCACAUCGGGACUCUUAGAGAGAAGCUCACCUUGGGGUCCCUCCUCAGCAAUUCCUUCGCCUUGCUGCUUCCUAUUUGCUGCCUUUCUAUUGUGCUCCACCAUUUGGUUGAGCUACCACCACCUCAAGACCAGGAGCCACACAAAGCCAGGAGCUAACAGUGAUGUGGAGCAAGUGGGUUCCCCGGACCGCGACCUCUUCAAAGGCGGAGAAGUUAACACAAGCAGUUCUCACGGAGUGAAACUCUUGAAUUGCAGGUCAUAUCCCGGUAGUUUGCACGCGCACUAACCAAACUGCUGAUCGCGUACUCCAUUUGUAAUUGCCCGGAGCCCGCACGGAGCACUCGCGGAGCGAGUGAUGUUCGGCUUGUGGGCGUUAGAGUGGGCGUGGCAGGAUCAACAAACUUGCGCUGCGUCAAUGUCUCUAGAAUCUGUGUGCCUAAUAUAAACCUUCUGGCCUUUAAAGUUCGUGAGAUCAAGGCGUUCAUACGGACGGACGAACAGAAGGAUAUGGUCAGAUCGACUGGACUAUUGAUCCUGAUCAAUUAUAUAUACGCUUCCUUCUGCCUGUUACAUACUUUUACACGAAUCUAGUAUACCCUCUCACUCCACGAGUAACGGGUAUAACAAAGGAGACUGCUAUAGUCGACAGCAAGAUAUUUAAACAUUUUACAUGUGAACACUGUGUUCUGCAAUGGCGUUAUGUUGCAGGCAAUAAUUGGGGUAUGUGUAGCAAUGGUAUAGGAGCUAUUGGAUGUGGUCCACAAGAAGAAUUUCGUUCGUGCUCUGAUAUUGCCUUAACUACAGAAUAUUUGCACCCAUAUCUAGGUCCUAUUAGCGCACCACCUACACAAUAUAAUGGAAUGCCUGCGAACACGACACAUAAUUCUGUUAAUACACAAAGUGACAAAUUAAAGUAUAUUUUCAUCA
Molecule: messenger RNA, 2044 nt
Organism: Drosophila sechellia
Lineage: Eukaryota; Metazoa; Arthropoda; Insecta; Diptera; Drosophilidae
Exons: 5
Coding region: 168-713 (181 amino acids)
Source: RefSeq, a predicted model, not a curated record